Messenger RNA from Symbiodinium necroappetens, 789 nucleotides. Lineage: Eukaryota; Dinophyceae; Suessiales; Symbiodiniaceae. The record is from the annotation of a GenBank genome assembly.
AUGGCAAUGCGUGCGACUCGCUCUGCGAGGAGGUUGGCGGUCGUGGCCAUACUGCUAAGCGGACUGGCGCUCCGAUCGCUGACGUUCUGUGGCAGUCCGACUGUUGCAGGGCGCCAGCCGGGCCGCGGCCGAGCCGAGCCGUCAAGAGGUUCAUACAUCUGCCGCCAAGCGGUGUCGCUGAAGGUGGAUGGGGCAGUGAAGCCCUUGGGAAAGUUCCUGCUUCUGAAGUCUGCGAAGGCGGAGGAGAUGACCAAGGGGGGCCUGCUGCUGCCGAAGAGCGAGAAGCCUAAGGAGGGCGAAGUAGUGGCAGUUGGCCCCGGAGAGGCCAUAGCCGAGUCGGGCGUGAUGGUUCCAAUGUCUGUCAAGGUGGGUGAGAAGGUUCUGUACAGCAAGUAUGGUGCAUCCGAAACCAUCGAGUGCAGUGGGGAGGAUCAUGUCCUCGUCAGAGAGGAUGACGUUCUCCUGAAGUACGAAGGCGACGAGCCUUCGCUGGAGCAGGUCUCCAUGCCUCGGGGCAAGGUUCUAGUGAAGUUGUUGGCGAAAGAGGAGGAGACCUCUUUCGGCUUGCUCCUGUCGAAGGAGGCCUCCAAACAGACCACGACCGCGGGCAAGGUGAUUGCUGUCGGCCCUGGCAUCGUUCUGGCCAACGGGGACGAGCAGCCCUCGCCGGUGCAGGUAGGCGACAUGGUCCGCUUUCGCUACGGGGACGAGGUCGACCUGGACAUAGGCGAUGACCAAUUUUCUGUCGUCAGCAGCUCCAACUGCAUCGCGAAAUGGCAGGAUGCUUGA